GAUGUUUUCUUUUGAUGGAGUAAGUAUUACUACUGGAGAAGAUGGUUGACUUGGAAAGCGAGGUGCCUCCUCUUCCUCCCAGGUAUAGGUUUCGAGAUUUGCUGCUUGGAGACCAAGGCUGGCAGAACGACGACAGGGUGCAGGUGGAAUUCUAUGUAAAUGAAAAUACCUUCAAAGAGAGACUGAAGCUAUUUUUCAUUAAAAACCAAAGAUCAAGCCUAAGAAUACGUCUGUUCAACUUUUCUCUCAAGUUACUAAGCUGCCUUUUGUACAUAUUCCGUGUCCUGGAUGACCCUACAAAAGGAAAUGCAUGCUGGGGUUGUUCCAAUCAAAACUACACAACGAUUGAUUGGUCACCUGUUAUCUGGGUGAGAAGAAGUCUUCCUUUAUGGGGGUUACAGGUCACAGUGGCCCUUAUAAGCCUCUUUGAAACAAUCUUGCUGUCAUAUCUCAGUUACAAGGGGAACAUCUGGGAACAGAUUCUUCGAAUCCCCUUUAUCCUUGAAAUCAUCAACACGGUGCCCUUUUUCAUAACAAUAUUUUGGCCUCCGUUGAGGAACCUAUUUAUUCCUGUAUUCCUAAACUGCUGGUUAGCCAAGCAUGCUCUGGAGAACAUGAUUAAUGACCUUCACAGAGCCAUCCAGCGGACGCAGUCUGCCAUGUUCAAUCAACUUCUUAUACUGAUUUCCACUCUGCUGUGUCUCAUCUUUACCUGCAUAUGUGGGAUUCAGCACUUGGAGCGGGCAGGAAACAACUUGACCUUGUUUGACUCCCUAUACUUCUGCAUCGUCACCUUCUCCACAGUUGGGUUCGGGGACGUCACUCCCAAGAUCUGGCCUUCAAAGUUAUUGGUGGUUAUUAUGAUCUGUGUUGCUCUUGUAGUAUUACCUAUUCAGUUUGAACAGUUGGCAUAUUUGUGGAUGGAGAGACAAAAGUCUGGUGGAAACUACAGCCGCCACAGAGCACAAACAGAGAAGCAUGUUGUGCUGUGUGUCAGCUCUCUCAAAAUCGACCUGCUGAUGGAUUUUCUGAAUGAAUUCUAUGCCCAUCCGAGAUUACAGGAUUAUUAUGUUGUGAUACUUUGCCCAACUGAAAUGGAUGCCCAGGUUCGAAGAGUCCUGCAGAUUCCCAUGUGGUCCCAACGAGUUAUCUAUCUACAAGGAUCUGCAUUGAAAGACCAAGACCUUCUGAGAGCCAAGAUGGAUAAUGCAGAAGCUUGUUUUAUUUUAAGUAGUCGAUGUGAAUUUGACCGGACAGCAGCAGAUCACCAAACAAUUUUAAGAGCUUGGGCUGUUAAGGAUUUUGCCCCAAAUCGCCCUCUGUAUGUUCAGAUACUGAAGCCCGAGAAUAAAUUUCAUGUAAAAUUUGCAGAUCACGUGGUCUGUGAAGAGGAGUUUAAGUAUGCCAUGCUGGCACUCAAUUGCAUCUGCCCAGCAACAUCUACCUUGAUAACCCUACUUGUUCAUACCUCAAGAGGACAGGAGGGCCAGCAAUCGCCAGAACAGUGGCAGGAGAUGUAUGGGAGAUGCUCUGGGAAUGAAGUCUACCAUAUUGUCAUGGAAGAAAGUAUAUUUUUUGCAGAGUAUGAGGGGAAGAGCUUCACAUAUGCCUCCUUCCAUGCACAUAAAAAAUAUGGGGUCUGCUUGAUUGGUGUACGGAGAGAAGACAAUAAAAAUAUUUUAUUAAAUCCAGGGCCUCGCUACAUAAUGACUUCCACAGAUACUUGUUUUUACAUCAACAUCAUCAAGGAAGAAAAUUCAACCUUUAAAAAGCAGGAGGAAGAAGAAAGAACCAGGACAUCCAAUUCAUUUUAUCAGGGCACUUCUCGCCUACCUGUACACAGUAUCAUUGCUAGUAUGGGCACAGUUGCUAUUGACCUGCAUGACACAGGGUGCAGAUCUUCAAGUGGUCCAAACUUGACUCUUCCUGCUGAUGGCUGUAAAGGGGGAAGGAGGCCCAGCAUCGCACCUGUCUUAGAAGUGGCAGAUGCUUCAUCCGUUCAAACAUGUGAUUUACUCAGUGACCAAUCAGAAGAUGAAGCAACACCUUCAGAUGAUGAAGAAUCAACAGGGGAGGAAUAUAUAAAGGGUUAUCCUCCAAAUUCCCCUUACAUUGGGAGCUCACCAACAUUUUGCCACCUACUUCGAGAGAAGGUACCAUUCUGCUGUUUAAGACUUGAUAAGGGUUGUCAGCAUAACUGUUAUGAAGAUGCAAAAUCAUAUGGCUUUAAAAACAAGCUAAUCAUCGUUUCUGCUGAGACUGUUGGCAAUGGCCUAUACAACUUCAUUGUUCCUCUCAGGGCUUGCUAUAGACCAAAAAGAGAGCUGAACCCUAUAGUUGUUCUACUGGAUAACCCGCCAGAUUUGCAUUUUCUUGAGGCAAUCUGCUGGUUUCCAAUGGUUUACUACAUGGUUGGCUCAAUUGACAACCUAGAUGAUUUGCUUCGGUGUGGAGUCUCCUUUGCCGCUAACAUGGUGGUUGUGGAUAAGGAGAGCACCAUGAGUGCUGAAGAAGACUACAUGGCAGACGCCAAAACUAUUGUGAAUGUACAGACACUGUUCCGCCUGUUUUCAAGUCUCAGUAUUAUCACAGAACUUACACACCCUGCAAAUAUGAGAUUCAUGCAGUUCAGAGCAAAAGACUGCUACUCCCUGACACUUUCAAAACUUGAAAAGAAAGAACGUGAGAAAGGCUCCAAUCUAGCAUUUAUGUUCCGAUUGCCAUUUGCUGCCGGAAGAGUGUUUAGCAUUAGCAUGCUGGAUACUCUGUUGUACCAGUCCUUUGUGAAAGACUAUAUGAUUUCCAUCACAAGGCUGCUUCUGGGUUUGGAUACCACACCCGGGUCUGGGUUUCUUUGUGCUAUGAAAAUCACAGAGGAUGAUUUAUGGAUCAGGACAUAUGGAAGGCUGUAUCAGAAGCUGUGCUCAUCUACAGGAGAUAUUCCCAUCGGAGUUUACAGAACAGAAUCACACAAACUAGCAACUUCUGAGUCUCAGAUUUCAGUUAACGUUGAUGACUGUGAAGAUACCAAAGAAACCAAGGACACUUUUGGUUGCCGAAACAACCACCGUAACUCAACAUCAAGUGACCAGUCAGAUCGUCCACUCAUGAGAAAGAAAAGCAUGCAGUGGGCGAGACGACUGAGCAGAAAAGUGCCAAAACACUUCAGCAAAACAGAAGAGAAAAUAAGCAAGCAAAGAAUGAGCCUUUACAAGAGAUCUGAAAGACAAGAACUGGCUGAACUGGUGAAAAACCGAAUGAAGAAUCUUGGUCUCUCAACAGCUGGCUGUGGAAUGAAUGAUCAUCAAAACAUGCUCUCAUACAUUUUAAUAAACCCUUCUCCAGACACUCGACUCGAGCUGAGUGAUAUUGUAUACUUAAUCCGUCCUGAUCCACUGGCCUAUGUUCCGAAGGAUCCCAUCAGCAGGAAAAGUAGUGUGGGCAAUAACACUGGAGGUGGUCAAGACGAGACCCAGCUUUGAUGAAUUCAAAUAAGCUACGGACUGAAAGAAAACAGAAAACGUUUUACCUUCAAGUAUUGAAGAAUACAAGAAUAGCCAACAAAAAUGUUGUACAUAUAGUUCAGGACUAAUCAAAGCAACUUUUAUAUAGACAUACAUAAUCAACUAAUAUUAGAUCUGGAUCUAGACACUAUAUAAGUAUGAUUUUUAAGACCCUGUGCUGUAAUCAAAAUUAGUUAUUUACAACAUGGGUAAAGAUUUAUGUGUAUUUAUAAGCAUGCCUAAGCAUCAAAGAUUAUUAAGUUACUCCCACGCUACUGUUUUACCCUAAUGAGGUGCAUUUCAAAAGGAAAAUUCAUGAUGCUUAAAAUGGUUUGAACAUGACUGUGGCAGUGUGCCCCGCCCCUGUGUGUAUUUUAUGUUUCUGUGUUGCGUAUGGUGUGUUA
This is a messenger RNA of Polyodon spathula (Mississippi paddlefish), 3907 nucleotides long. Its product is annotated as potassium channel subfamily T member 2. Gene Ontology annotation, molecular function: intracellular sodium-activated potassium channel activity. Gene Ontology annotation, cellular component: membrane. The transcript has 29 exons. Bases 42 to 3482 code for a protein of 1146 amino acids. Lineage: Eukaryota; Metazoa; Chordata; Actinopteri; Acipenseriformes; Polyodontidae. Gene Ontology annotation, biological process: potassium ion transport. The record is from RefSeq and is a predicted model, not a curated record.